AUGCGAGUGCGAUCGCGAAAGAGCAGACGUGGAGAUGACAGGCAUAGAACCGAGGGGGGAGUGGUGACACGUGGCACGCCCUCUCUGGUCUGCUCGUCCAAGGUGGACGACGUGCCGCAUCUAUCCGAGUGGAUUCCUAACCUCGAGACGUACAGCAACCCGCUCGCACUCAAUCCAGCAUACGCCUACGUUGAUCAGUAUUUUGUGGAGCCUAACGACAUGGUGUGCCAGCAGGUUUCGGCCCGUCUCUCGGAAUUGGACAGCAUCAGCUACUUUCGCCGAGCAGGGCCCAGGGAGAGGAUUGUGUACCACCCGCGGGAGGUGCGGGCAGCCAUAGUGACAUGUGGGGGGCUGUGCCCCGGACUCAACACUGUCAUCCGCGAGAUAGUGUGGGGGCUCUGGUUCCAGUACGGCGCUCGGCACAUUCUCGGCAUCGAUGGCGGGUACCGGGGUUUUUACUCGCGGAACCUCAUGGAGCUCAACCCGUGGGUGAUCAACGACAUUCACAAGCGUGGAGGCACCUUUUUGGGCACUUCUCGGGGCGGGCAUGAUACCACCCGCAUUGUCAACUCGAUCGAGGACAGAGGCAUUAACCAGGUGUUCAUCAUCGGAGGUGAUGGCACGCAGCGAGGGGCCGAGCUCAUCUAUGAGGAGACGAGGAGAAGGGGCUUGAAGGUGGCGGUGGCUGGGAUUCCCAAGACCAUCGACAACGACAUUGCUAUUAUCGACCGGUCGUUCGGGUUCGACACGGCGGUGGAGGAGGCGCAGAGGGCCAUCAACGCGGCGCAUGUGGAGGCGGAGAGCACUCGCAAUGGCGUGGGGCUGGUGAAGCUCAUGGGGCGGUACUGUGGGCAGAUCGCCAUGCACGCUACCCUCGCCAGCAGGGAUGUGGACUGCUGCCUGAUUCCGGAAGUGCCAUUCCACCUGGAGGGGCCGGGCGGGCUGUUUGACUUCAUAGACUGGCGGCUGUACGAGAACGAGCACUGCGUGUUGGUCGUGGCGGAGGGCGCGGGGCAGGAGAACAUGGCGCGGCACUACAGCGCCAGCGAUGACGACGUUGCUGGUGCUGGGGUGCUGGGCCGCGACGCGUCGGGGAAUGCAAAGCUGAUGGACGUGGGGCUGUGGCUGUCGGGGCAGAUCAAGAGCCACUUUGCUAGGCAACGCAAGGAGAUUCAGCUCAAGUACAUCGACCCCACGUACAUGAUCCGCGCCAUCCCAGCGAAUGCAAGUGACAACAUAUACUGCACGCUGCUGGCGCACGGGGCAGUGCACGGAGUCAUGGCGGGCUACACGGGUUUCAUCGUCGGCCCUGUCAACAACCGCCACUGCUACAUCCCCGUCAAUAAGGUGACACAGAAGCCCAACAGCAUCUCCCUCACUGACCGCAUGUGGGCACGCCUCCUCGCCUCCACCUCACAGCCCUCCUUCCUUCGCAUCGACCCCACCGCCAAUGCCUCUACCACCGCCACUGCCGCCACCACUUCCUCUUCUGCUGGUGCUGACGGUGCUGCUUCUGGGCCUUCUCAGACCGCAGGAGGAGGGGGUUUGAUUGAGGGGAAGUACGGGGAGAAUGUUCUAGGGGAUGUGGGGUUGGAGGCGAAUUAUGCUCGGGACGAGGAGGAGGAUGGUGCAGGGGUGGUGAGGAGUGUUCUGGAAGAGCUGGGGGAGGACAUUGGGAUGGAUGAGUUGGAGGCAGUGAAUGGAUUGAAGGGGUAUGCGGCUUCACAUGCAGCUGCAUUUGAAACGGAUGACGAGGCAGCAAAGAACGCUGGCGAUGGAGUGGAGGGAGUUACACUUCACUCUAACGAGGUCCCUUGCUUUGCUGGCAUUCUGCGAUCGGGGAUGCACUUCCAGUUGGCGUCGGCGAACAGCGAACCCAACUUCGAAGAGCCAGCCGUUGAAGAGCCAACGAGUCAGAGAGACCCAGCUGGCUCUCCGUUGAAGUCACAUUUCUCGCCGAUUGGUUUCCCCCAGCCUCCCCGCAACGCCACUCCGCUCCACGGGCCUCCCAGCUGUCCCCCCAAGGACGCGAUCCGAUGGGCGAUUGCGAACAGGCUGCGACACCCCGACGACAUGCUCAUUCUGUUACAUGUGGUUACCAAAGUUCCCACCCAUCAGAAGGUGGAGAUGUAUCAGAGCGAUGUGAACAACACAACAUUCGUGCACUACGUGCGCACAGUGGUACAGCCAAUGAUGAUCGAACUCAAGAGCAUGGUGGACUCAAAGAUAAAGCUGGAGUUGAAGGUGGGGCGCAACAACAGCAAGGAGAAGGGGAUAGUGGACGAGUCCAGGAAGCUCAAGGCCACCACACUCGUUGUUGGCACCAGCUCAAGAGGCAUCUUUGGCAUUCGUGGCCGCACAGGUGUGGGCGCGUACUGCAUGAAGAACCGUCCCCCCACAGUGUCAGUCUACGUGGUGCUUAAGGACAAAGUCACCGCGUGCAGAGAGGCAGACUCGCUGCCCGUCUCCUCCUCCUCCGCCCCCACCAGCCCGGGCCACGUGCUUGUGGCAUCAGCACCUUUCCGCCACAGCCCGUCAGUGUCAGGGCACCACCAUUCAGAUCGCUCCUCCACUCACAGCUCGUCGGGGGUGCUAGAGCCCACCGAUGGGCUCGGGUCUGACGAUGCUGAUGAGGAAGCCGCAAGAACCAAUGGCGCGCAGCCACCUGGCGGCGACUACCCCACCAGCCCCUCGGCCCACACCGCCCCUCAGCCCUCCCGAGCCGGUACCUGGCCGCAUCAUGACCCUGCUGCCCCUACCACACCUGACGGCUUGCCCGGCUUCCAACCCUACUCGCCAGGCUUGGCCGUGCCUCACAGCAUGCCCAUGGCCUCCCCGCUUUGGAAUCCUGGGGAGGGGGGCGAUAUCGACUCUAUGGCAACCCCAGAGCAGCAACAAGCGUUCAUGGCUGACCUAGAAGCGCGCAUGGCCCAUGCCACUGCAGCCCUCGCGGGUCUGCCUCUCCCUGACGCCGCUGCUACUGCUGCCAGACGAGGCGGUAACCAGCUGGCAGGGUCCGAGCCUGAGGGCUCACCUCGGGUUGCUGUGGCACAGGGAGUGGCGCGGGAUGCGGAUGCAGCUGCGAGGAUUGGGCAGAUUGCUGUAGACGCGGAGAGAGCGCGGGUAACAGCAGAAGAGGGGAGGAGGGCCGCGGAAGACGAGGUGGGGAGGCGAGAGGGGAAGGGAGAGGAGGCUGAGAAGGGGCCUGGUGGUGGAGGGGGAGUGGUUGCGGGAGGGGGAGUGGUUGCGGGAGGGGGAGUGGUUGCGGGAGGGGAAGCGAUGGCGCCGGUGAUGCGGCGGGUACAUCACUACAGGGAAUACUCGUAUGAAGAAAUCCUGGCAGCGACGGACAACUUCAGUGCAGAGCGAAAGCUGGGCGAGGGGGGGUUUGGCACCGUGUACUCUGGCACGCUGCACCACACACCCGUGGCAGUGAAGCUGCUCAAGAGCAAGGACUCCAUCCAGGCCAUGGCGGAGUUUCAGCAGGAGGUGGAGAUUCUGAGUCAGAUACAGCAUCCGCACGUGCUGAUGCUGCUGGGGUGCUGUCCUGAUCGCUACGUGCUCGUCUACGAGUACCUCGCCAACGGCUCCCUCGAGGACCGCCUGCUGCGCCUCAACUCCACGCCGCCCCUGCCCUGGUUCGUCCGUAUCCGCAUCGCCGCCGAAAUCGCCUCCUCCCUCCUCAUCCUCCACACCCGCCCGGUGCCCAUCGUCCAUCGAGACUUAAAGCCCGGGAACAUUUUACUCGAUAAGAAUUUCGUAGCGAAGUUAGGGGAUGUUGGGUUGGCAAAGCUUAUGCCGGGGCUGACUAUGGAGAGGACGUGCGAGCGCGAGUCGACCCCGGUGGGGACGUUCGCGUACGUAGACCCGGAAUUCCAGAGAACCGGGGAAUUCGGCCCGAAAUCCGACGUGUACGCGUUCGGCAUAGUCCUCCUCGACCUCCUCACAGACCGCACACCCGCUCUGUACGAAGCCCUAGAAGUUGCCGUGGAGAACAACCGGAAUGAUGAACUCAUGCGGUUCCUGGAUGCGGGAGCGGGCACGUGGCCGCAGGGCAUGCCCAUGGAGAUCGCCAGGCUGGCGAUUCAGUGCAGUGAGAUGAAGAGGCGGAAGCGGCCGGACCUUGAGACGGAGGUGAUGCCGAUUCUGGAUCGGAUGCGGAGCGUGGCGAUCAAGGCGGAGGAUGAUGCCAAGAAGGCGUCGCUGGUGCGGCCCGUUGCUGCUGCUCCUCCCUGCCUCUUCUGCCCCAUCACUCAGGAGCUGAUGGUGAAUCCAGUUAUAGCAGCGGACGGGCACACAUACGAGCUGGUGGCGAUACAGCAGUGGCUGGAGAAGAGUGACCGCUCGCCCAUGACCAACGUGCGCCUGCCCUCCAAGGCCCUCGUGCCCAACCGCGCCCUCAAAUCCAUGAUCCUCGACUGGCGCGAGACGGGCGGGUCGGGGUAA
Molecule: messenger RNA, 4446 nt
Organism: Closterium sp. Yama58-4
Lineage: Eukaryota; Viridiplantae; Streptophyta; Zygnematophyceae; Desmidiales; Closteriaceae
Source: the annotation of a GenBank genome assembly